AGCCUGUCGCUGAUCAUCGUCUGCAUCUCGCAUCGACCGGCCGCUGGACCGCCCUCCCCCAGCCAUCUCCAGCCAUCCAGCCAUGUGCUACUGCGGCGGCGAGUCGCUCAGGGACGACGAGCUCAAAUGCGGCACAUGCGGCCAGCUCUUCCAUAAUCACUGCGUGCAAUGUCUUCCUGGUCGUCAGCAACUCCGCGGAGAUUGCUUCUACCAAUUCAGGUGUCGCGCAUGUACAGGCGGAUUGGAAGAAUAUGAGCGACUGAAUAUGAGCUGGGUCCAGAUCGUCUGGCUCAGUAUAUACAACAUCGUCCAGUCCUCUCCCGGGAAAGAGUUUGUGCGUUGGAAAGAGGAUAUUUGCGACUUUAUCGACCGAAACUGGGAUUAUAUGCUGUCAGGCAAAACGAGAACGCCAACUUGGCAGAAUACAGUUGCAAGCGUUUUGUCAACCCAUCCAACACACUUCCUCUCCGGCUUUGAUAAAUACGCACAGUCAGGAUGGUGGACACUUCAACACAUGACGCCCCCGCAACCCGGAACAAACAGAGCACCCAAACGCUCCAAAGGAAUCACGCCGGUCCGCUCAUCCGGAGGAAAGGCGACUUCUAAAAGGUCCCAAAGAACGCAGGCGGAUCAACUCAAGGAGACAAGCAAAUCUUCGGAUGACGACUGGGAAGCCUCACCAAAGCGGCCUCGUCAGCGGAAAAACGCAGCCUCCGGUUCUCGACCGACAAAGGUUUCUGGGCGUGUUGUCUCCCCAGUCCUGUCGGACAUGCAGCGUCCUGUCCCCGUAUCGUCUUCUUCAAGCUCCUCGGAUGACGAACCUGUGCCAGUUUCAAAGCAAGAUGGCGUUGAUCCAAACCAGAACUCAAAACUCGAAGCCAAAAUCGAUGGGAUUGUGGAUGCUAAGAUUAGUUCCAGGUCGCCUCUCCAAAGUUCAGAAGACGUACAAGCCGAGGCCCUGCGGAAACUUGGAUGUAUAGAGAGGGACUCGCUAGUGAUCGAAGCACCCGGCUGCUCGAUACACAAUCAAACGCCAUCUAUUCAUGCUGCGGAUACCUUGCGUUCUGGUGCUAUACCACUGGAGCAUCGACCGAGUCCAUCAGCCGUCUUAUUCAGCGGGGGAUCUUCUCUCUCGGAUAUUACAAACGACAGCGAAGAUUCUUCGGAUACACUUGAGCACCAUCGCGACUUUGCUCGGAUCUCCGACGCCAAGUCCUCGUUUGGGGCCUCUUCAGUCGAGUCAAGAACAGCGAUGCAACCCAGAAAGCGCGGUCGGCCGCGUGUGCACCCGUUACGUGACGAUGCUGAGAAGUCUAGCAAAAGGAAAAAGCAGGGCGAGAGACGACUGCGCGUCAUGGGUCUCAUUGAUGAGUUUCAAAGCAUCCAUCGUUUGGAGGUCGUUAUGGAAUCAGAUACGGCCUCGCGCCGACUGUACAGAAAGCUACGGCUUCGGCGCCUGAAGCGAGCCCAGAAGCUAUCGCUGCUGAAUAUCGAUGCUAUCGUAUCGAAGAGUGUCCGUGAGGAAAGCCAAUUGCAGGCUAUGCCGUGGGUCGAAUCGUUCAGCGCCGUUGAUGGGAAAAUAGUGCCCCCGCCGGCGAUUGAUCCUCACAAAGUUGUAACGCGAAUCAGACACCAGUCUAUUUAUGGCCAAAGCCAUACCCCCUACCAUCGAUCGUUCAUGUCACGACUGCUAGGCAGCGCUGGCGGCCGAGACACUUGGUCGACACAACAAUCGUGGACGAGCUCCUAUACAGGCAAAGCGCUAAAGCCUUUUAUCUGGAGAGACUUUUCGUCUCGGCCAGCAACCAUGCUUUUGUUCCACGAAAUUCUUUCGAAGAGAAGCAGCUAUCAGGGGGAAAUUUGGAAAUGUGUCGAGAAAGACAGCAUCGACUAUGUGUACUUUUCCAGAGAGCACCUGGUGCAGGUCAACAGCAUUUUAUCGGUAAUAUUCUGGCCUGGGAUUGAUGUCUCGGAAAAUCUAACUUGGCCAGACUUUGGUGUGGUUGCCCUCUACAAGCGUCUCGUCGUUGGCUGUGCGCUCAUGACUCCCGAGUUUUACUUGACGUACAUUGCUGUCCGGCCUGGCUGGGAGCAUGCCGGAAUUGGCAGAUUUAUGCUCUAUCAUCUAAUUCAGGCAGCCGGAGGGCGAGACAUCACCCUUCAUGUGUCCGCUGGCAAUCCCGCGAUGCUCCUGUAUCAAAAGUUCGGAUUCAAGCCCGAGGAGUUCAUUGUCAACUUCUACGACCAAUACCUGCCGCCGGAUUCGCGCGAAUGCAAGAACGCGUUCUUUCUGCGCCUGCGCCGCUGAUUGGACGGCGGGCCGGACUGCAGCCGCUGCGCAUGCGCAGACAGAUCCACAGAACCCCGCCAUGGCACAGAACCUCGUCGGUGCAGAAAAACGAGCCGGUCCUUGGGUCUGGGUG
Molecule: messenger RNA, 2423 nt
Organism: Polychytrium aggregatum
Lineage: Eukaryota; Fungi; Chytridiomycota; Chytridiomycetes; Polychytriales
Exons: 17
Coding region: 83-2308 (741 amino acids)
Molecular function (GO): acyltransferase activity, transferring groups other than amino-acyl groups
Source: RefSeq, a predicted model, not a curated record